AUGUUCUUUAUUCCAAUUUCCCGUCAGGCAUUCCGGCCCUCUGCUAUUCAAAUCAACCGACUGGCGAGGGUGACCUACCAUGGCAAGGCCGAAUCAAAUGUCAAGCCCGAGGAUGAAUUCUUCCUCAAUACGACCUUCCCCGAUGAUUUUGAAGCAUCGCCCCUGAAGCCAGAGGUUCUUCAGAAAGACCAGGAUCGCCAGGACAGCACUAAAUCUACCACUCAGACAGCUUCUACAGAUAACAAGAUCCGCGAUUCCAAGCCACAUGAAAACAAGGGCGAAAAUAUGCAAGGCCCAGACGACGCGGAGAGAGAGCCCAACUUGGACGAAAUGUGA
Messenger RNA from Penicillium alfredii, 336 nucleotides. RefSeq lists its product as uncharacterized. The transcript has 3 exons. The coding region runs from base 1 to 336 and encodes 111 amino acids. The record is from RefSeq and is a predicted model, not a curated record. NCBI's taxonomy places the organism in Eukaryota, Fungi, Ascomycota, Eurotiomycetes, Eurotiales, Aspergillaceae.